Messenger RNA from Panicum hallii, 1072 nucleotides. Its product is annotated as non-specific lipid-transfer protein A-like. The coding region runs from base 379 to 750 and encodes 123 amino acids. Gene Ontology annotation, cellular component: membrane. The record is from RefSeq and is a predicted model, not a curated record. Gene Ontology annotation, molecular function: lipid binding. The transcript has 2 exons. NCBI's taxonomy places the organism in Eukaryota, Viridiplantae, Streptophyta, Magnoliopsida, Poales, Poaceae. Gene Ontology annotation, biological process: lipid transport.
GCCUAAUUUGAGUUUGAGAAAUAUGUUUAAGAAUUAAGAUCACUUGAUGAGCUUCUCAUGAUCAAACUGUUGAAACUUGUAACGGUUGCCAUGGCCUUGAGAUCAUCCACGGCAUGUCGGCAUGGCCAGAAAACUGAAAACCCUAUCCAUCUGCCGGCCAUUUUUGGCAUACCAAUGCAUCACUCGCGGCUGCCAUUUAUGAGCUUGGCAUCAGCACCAACAGUCCCAACAGAAAGCUGAACGGCCUCGCCGACCCUGAGCCUUAUAAAUCCCCAGCUGCUGAGCCACUCCAUGAUCGCGACUCGCAGCAACACCACCACCAAACAGCUAGAGCAGCAGCAACACUAACAAGGAAGCUAGCUUAGACAGAUCGUCGAGAUGGCGAGGAAGGGCGGUGCGGCGGCGGCGGUCGUGGUGCUGGCGGCGGCCAUGGCGUUCAUGGUCCUGGCGGCGAGGCCGGCCGAGGGCGCCGUGACGUGCCCGGAGGUGGACGCGAACCUGGUCCCCUGCGUCGGGUACGUGACGGGGAAGGAGGCGGCGCCUCCCGCCGAGUGCUGCGCCGGCGUGCGGCGGAUCCGGGCGCUGCCGUCGGGCACCGCGGAGCGGCGGCAGGCGUGCGAGUGCGUGAAGCAGGCGGCGGCGAGGUUCCCGGGGCUCAACGCCGACGCCAUCCGCGUCCUCCCGGCGCAGUGCGGCUCGCCGCUGCCGUUCCCGCUCACCCUGAACUUCGACUGCACCACAAUUCCAUGAGCUAGCUAAACAACACGUGCAUGAAGGCAAAGAGGCCAUCCUGAAAAUGGAGAAAAGAUCUGCUGGACGGGUUCACUCUAGAUGAACCAGUUGCUUGCUCUUGCAAUAAGGCCCUUGCUCUGCAUGCUAGUUUCUGUCUACUGCACUAUUGAAAUAAUGUAUUGGUGCCCCCAUGCUUUUGUGGUGGUUUCGCAUCUCUCCCUGCGUGGAGAGUUGUCGUCUUGAAGUUGUUCAUCAACACUAGUGAUGAUCUUCGGCUGUUUGCACUUGUUUUUUUCAAGCUUGUCUUUUCUUUAUGUCGUCUAAUAAAACCCAUGGAAAA